CCCUGACUCAUUCUAUAAGUACUUCUAGGAGUCAGCCAUACACUGUUACGACGCCAGCUUAUGUACUGUAACGAACAUAUCGGAAGAACGAAGGUGCAACGAUCAAUUAUCGCCAUUAUGGAGGCAGCGAGUCAAUCGUUGCUAUCUCGCAACACUUUAUUCGCACUUAUGUAGCGCCCGGCCCAGUAGGAAGGAUCGAUUCACUAUUACAUAUGCGCACGAUAUAUAAACUGUGGAUGCAUCACCACCUCCGAGUCAUUACUACCCUCUUCGUGUUCUUUACGUCGUGGGGGGCGCUUCGUUGUACGGGAUGUUAGCGAAGACUUUGUUCCGCGUCGUCUUAGCAGGUGCACUUGCUCACUCUAUUGGCGCGAUACGUUCGCCAAAUGAGCUUCACGCAAUGCAACGUGAUGCCCAGGCUCGACGUGCUAAAGCCCUCACGGCUCGUUCUUCCGUUUCGGAUGCCAGUCCCCGAGAGGUUCUCAAUGAGCCCAAGAGGAGUACUGUCCCGUUUUCCAAUCCAGAGGCCCAAAAAUACCAUGUCGAUGGGAAAAAAAUUCCAGACGUUGACUUUGAUGCCGGUGACAGCUGGGCAGGCUUGAUGCCAAUUUCCGCCAAAAAGGGAGAGAAGCAAAAGCUUUUUUUCUGGUUUUGGCCUUCGAAAAUUCCUCAAGUUGAUGAUCUCGUGCUCUGGACGAACGGCGGUCCUGGGUGUUCGUCACUGAUAGGUCUCUUGGAAGAGAAUGGUCCGUUUAAGUGGCCACCGGGAACUGCGAAACCUAUCCCCAACCAGUGGUCGUGGACAAAUCUCACUAACGUUCUCUGGGUAGAACAACCUGUCGGAACCGGGUUUUCUCAAGGCACCCCUGACAUUCACGACGAUGACGAGUUGGCAGCUCAACUUGCCGGAUUCUUGGUUCAAUUCUUGGAGGUCUUCAAGGAACUGAAAGGAAAGAACUUUUAUUUAUCGGGAGAAUCAUAUGCCGGAUACUAUGUGCCGUAUAUUGCAAACUACCUGUACGAACAUCCUGGAUUGGUCCCUCUUAACACGAAGGGGAUUUGGAUCACUGAUCCAACUGUCUCAUACGACAUCGUGACGGAAUACAUCCCCGCCUACAAGUUUGCUGAAAAAUGGAAAAAAGUCUUCGGCCUAAAUGAUUCGUACCUCCAGACGCUCAAGAGCGCCUCGGAUUCCUGCGGCUUCACGGACUAUGCGGCGACCUAUGCCACAUACCCACCUCGACCAGGCCCGUUCCCUUUACCUUCGCAAGCUUACUUACCAGGAAGCAUACCGAAUUCUGUGAACAUUACGAGUGAAUGUUUGAUACAGGAUGAUAUCUACAAUGCGACUUUGAUGGUGAACCCGACUUUCAAUAUUUAUAGGAUCUUCGAUGUAUGGCCUCCUCGUUGGGACGUGCUUGGGACUCUGGGGUCUUCCCCAAACUCUCAAUCCCCUACUUACUUUGCUCGAAAGGAGGUCCAGAAUGCUAUUCAUGCUCCUAACAUCGAAUGGAAUGAGUGCACAAGAGAUGUAUUUGUUAAUGGACAAGAUAACUCUGUUCCUUCGAUGCUAAGCGUCAUGCCGAACGUCAUUGAAAAGAGCGAACGGACAGUCGUCAUGCAUGGGUUGCUUGAUUUCCUCCUAAUCGCUGAAGGGACAAGAAUCGCCAUUCAAAAUAUGACUUGGGGAGGCUUGCAAGGUUUCCAAACCCCUAUCGUCGAGGAAUCAUUCGUCAUCAAAGGGUUUGGUGCAAUUGGAAAUUUGCAUCAAGAGCGAAAUUUGACAUAUGUGGAAGUCAAUCUUGCUGGACACAUGAUGCCGGAAUAUUCCCCUUGGGCUGCCUACAAGACCCUCUGGUACCUCCUCGGACGAGGCAGUUUAACGUCAGAUGAAAUCGAUGACGGAUUGUAUCCUAACAACUAUCAGUUUUUCGGGCAGUGGUCUCCGCCCCCCCCUGAGCACCACCAAAACCGAUUCCGGGGUAUGACUGCCCCGUAUCGCCUCUGGCUGCCCUGGGCCGACUCUGCACGACACUAGAGAGAAAAACCGCUUCAAACUAUCAUAUUUAUGUAAAUGCUAUCAAAUGCAUAAUCACUUCUUUCAUGCGAGCUUAAACAGUUGUGUAACACUGUAAGACGCUGGUCCUAUCUGAGGGAUCGCUCGAUAAUACAUGAGGUUUUCAGCAAAAGACGCGGCCAUCCAUGCACUGCCAAUCACCGAAUAUUUAUAUCAAAUUUACAAUAUAUACAGC
Cantharellus anzutake is the source of this 2252-nucleotide messenger RNA. Its product is annotated as alpha/beta-hydrolase. Gene Ontology annotation, biological process: proteolysis. Gene Ontology annotation, molecular function: serine-type carboxypeptidase activity. The record is from RefSeq and is a predicted model, not a curated record. The coding region runs from base 311 to 2038 and encodes 575 amino acids. Lineage: Eukaryota; Fungi; Basidiomycota; Agaricomycetes; Cantharellales; Hydnaceae. The transcript is spliced from 17 exons.